Messenger RNA from Panonychus citri (citrus red mite), 5817 nucleotides. RefSeq names its product chitin synthase chs-2-like (gene kkv). The transcript is spliced from 6 exons. Gene Ontology annotation, molecular function: chitin synthase activity. The record is from RefSeq and is a predicted model, not a curated record. Lineage: Eukaryota; Metazoa; Arthropoda; Arachnida; Trombidiformes; Tetranychidae. Gene Ontology annotation, cellular component: cell septum; cell periphery. The coding region runs from base 804 to 5474 and encodes 1556 amino acids.
CUCACACAAUCAAUUGAUAGUAAAUGAAAAUGGCGACUGAUUCAGUUAUUUUUUUAUUUUCUAUUCCAAAAAAACUUUAGGUCAUUCGGGUUAAGAAGAUGAAGAAAAGGGGGAAAAAAGAAGAGAGAUAAUGAGAAGGGGAAAAACUGGUUCAGUGAGAUUAAGAUUUUAAAGUUUUCUGUUUAUGUUGAACUUUUUUUCUCGUUUACAAGACAAGUUACAGUUUUUUAAUUUCUUUUCAUUUUUCUCAAUUCUUUUAAUUAGUUUUAAUCAAUUAGUUGAAUACCAAUGGAAUAUUUUCGAUUACCUUGUGUAAAGUGAUUAAGUUAAUCGUUUUAACUUUAAAAAGAAUAGAAAAUUUAGUUUAUUCUUUUUUCUUCUUAACCUCAUUUUCUUUUCUCUUGGUUUGUUGUUGUUGUUUCUUCUUCUUCUUCUAUCUUUUGGUAGAAUAUAAACAAAAGUGACCUGACUUGUUUUCUUUUUUCUCUCUCUCUCUCUCUCUGUAAUUUUGUUCCAUUUUAAAUAUUUUAGAAUAGAAUAAAAUUUGGAGGGAAACAUGUGUUUCUCUACACACCGGUAACUAUGUUUGCAGUGUUUUCUUCUCGCCAAUGGUUUCAACUGAUCGGAUGAAAUGAGAGCCUUUUUUGGAUUAUCCUGAUUCUUUUGGUGUUGUCUUUUUCUUAAGAUCUUCUAUCUUGUUACGUUUCUCUCUCUCUUCUCUUCUCUUUCUUUCUCUUUCUUUUCGGUGAACGUGAAACAUUUUUGAACCCAAUUUGACGGGUAACGUGGCAGGUUCACCAAAAAUGGCAAAUAAUAAAAUGGCUCAUGUGAUUGACGAUCAGCCUGAAUCUACGAUUGACCCAUACAAAAGUCCACCUGAACCAGUUAAAGAAUGGGAUGUGUUUGUAGUGUCUCCGCCGCCUGAUGACGAUGAGACCUCUAGUUCCGAAUGGAUCGAUGUGAUACUUAAAUUGUUAAAAUUAUGCGCUUAUUUAAUUACCUUUAUUGUUGUUCUUGCCUGUUCUGUUUUCUCAAAAGGAUUAGUACUUUUUAUGACUUCCAUUAUAAGACCAAAUCGUACUGGUCUAAUCAUCUGUAGCCAUGGAAUACCGAGUUUAGAUCGUGAUAAAAAGUAUGAGGUUGUUCUUAACCUAACCGAUCCAGAACGGGUCGCCUGGAUUUGGACUCUUAUAGCAGUCCUAAUUGUCCCAGAGUUAAUGACACUUUUUCGUGCUGCCAGGAUAUGCACAUUUAAGUCUAUUCGAAGACCAAGUAAAUCAGUUUUCUCCCUGAUUUUCAUAGUAGAAACACUUCACACCAUAGGUCUUGUUAUGCUCGUUUUUGUGAUAUUACCUUCGCUGGAUGUGACCAAGGGCGUAAUUCUGACCAACUGUUUCUGUUUUAUUCCUGGUUGUUUGAGCUUAUUCUCUCGUCAUUCGGGUGAACCAGGUCGUGGUUAUAAAACUUUACUCGAUUUACUUUCCAUCGGUGCCCAACUUUCCGGUUUAAUACUCUGGUCUUUAGCUGAAUCAACAGAUAAUCCAGUUGCAAUUUACAUUCCACUUACCUCAUUGUUAAUCUCAAUCGGUUGGUGGGAAAAUUACAUUGAUAAAAAGUCUCCCUUUCGUGUGAUACAAAAAUUGGCCCAGAUUAAGGAUAGUUUACAAAAAUCUCGUUAUUUUAUCUAUAUUUUCAUUUCAACUUGGAAAAUUGUUCUAAUAUUUAUUGCGACAAUUGUUUGCCGACUUUUGGUUGAUGGUUCAGCCUUAUAUUUGUUCACACAGUUUAAAUCAGCUUUCACAUCUCAUAAAAUACUCAUCAUUCGAGAUCGUUCAGAUCUUUCAAAAUCGCUAUCUGAUACAAAUGUUGGAAUUGAAUCUGAAUGGCUUGAGAUGCCAGCGUCAACAUCAGCACCCAUUUGGAUGUUAAUCUUACAAAUAAGUGCCUCUUGGUUUUGCUACGUUUUCGGUAAAUUUGCCUGUAAAAUUUGUAUCCAGAGAAUCUCCUUUGCCUCACCAUUAAUCCUCUCAGUUCCAGUCACUGCCAUGGCCUUGGCACAAUUUUGUGUCCUAAAUUUUGAAAAUUCUUGCUCCCUUAACCGAUAUCUUCCCCGUUAUCUGUUUUGGUCCUGCCCAAGUGCCGAUACUUUCUUCACUGAUGGUGUUUUCUACAAUCUUCACGGUAUAAUUUGGGUCAUCAUGUAUAUUAGCCAAUUUUGGAUCACCUUUCACAUAUUUAAUCCUAAAUGUGAACGUUUAGCGACAACCGAGAAACUUUUCGUCUCACCAAUGUACUGUGGCCUUAUAAUUGACACCUCGAUGAUACUUAAUCGACGACGUGAUGAUAAGGAAGUAAUUAAAGCGGGUGAUAUUGAUAAAUCCACACGAGAUCCUGAUACAUUACAAGAAUCCAUUCACUAUGAAACAAUAUCAGAACAUCCUGAGGAUAAAAAAUCAACCGUACAAUCAACUGAUUACAUUACCAAAAUUUUGGUAUGUGCGACGAUGUGGCAUGAAACCUCUGAAGAAAUGAUCCAAAUGUUGAAAUCAGUUUUUCGUAUGGAUUUUGAUCAAUCGGCUCGUCACAAAGCUCAAAAGUAUCUUCGUGUUGUCGAUCCCGAUUAUUAUGAAUUCGAAGUUCAUAUUAUUUUCGAUGAUGCAUUUGAAUUGUGUGAUGAAAAUGAUGAUUAUCAAGUUUGCAAUCGUUUUGUGAAACAGUUCAUCUCCGUUAUCGAUACGGCGGCAAGUAACAUCCAUCAAUGUGAAAUCAGGCUAAAAUCGCCGACCAAAUAUCCAACCCCGUACGGUGGUAGACUCGAAUAUAUUUUACCAGGAGGAAAUCGACUUUAUAUUCACAUGAAAGAUAAAAUGAAGAUUCGUCAUCGAAAACGUUGGAGUCAGGUUAUGUACAUGUACUACCUACUUGGUCAUCGAUUAAUGGAACUACCAAUUGAUGUUAAUCGAAAGGCAACUAUGGCCGAGAACACCUACAUUCUUACUCUAGAUGGAGAUAUUAAUUUCCGUCCGGAAGCCGUUCAACUAUUAGUCGAUUUAAUGAAGAAAAAUAAAAAUCUCGGCGCAGCCUGUGGUCGAAUCCAUCCAGUAGGAAGCGGUGUCAUGGCCUGGUAUCAAAAGUUUGAAUACGCGGUUGGUCAUUGGCUGCAAAAGGCCACUGAACAUAUGAUUGGUUGUGUACUUUGUAGUCCAGGUUGUUUCUCACUUUUCCGUGCUAAAGCUUUGAUGGAUGAUAAUGUGAUGAAAAAAUAUACCACGCCGCCGGUUGAAGCCUUACAUUAUGUUCAAUACGAUCAAGGGGAAGAUCGUUGGUUGUGUACAUUACUCUUACAAAGAGGAUAUCGAGUUGAAUAUUCAGCCGCUGCUGAUGCUUAUACUCAUUGUCCUGAAGGUUUUGGUGAGUUUUACACUCAACGUCGUCGAUGGGCUCCAUCAACCAUGGCCAAUAUUCUUGAUCUUCUUGGAGAUUACAAACGUACUGUUGCCGUUAAUGAUCACAUCUCAUUGUUAUAUAUUGUUUACCAAGGAAUGUUAAUGGCGGGUACUAUUCUUGGUCCUGGAAAUAUUUUCCUUAUGUUGGUCGGAGCCAUGGUCGCUGUAUUCAGAAUUUCCAAUUGGGACUCGUUUGUUUUCAACAUUGUACCAAUUCUGUUAUUUAUCAUCAUUUGUUUCACUUGUAAAAAUGAUAUACAAAUAUUAUCCGCUCAGAUAAUGUCCGCUUGUUAUGCUCUAUUAAUGAUGGCCGUGUUUGUCGGUACUGCAAUUCAAAUGGCCGAAGAUGGUGUCACCUCACCUUCAGCAAUAUUUUUUAUCGCACUGUCGGGAUCAUUCGUGGUGGCGGCAUUGCUACAUCCUCAAGAAUUUCACUGUCUUUAUCCAUGUUUACUUUAUUUCCUUUCGAUUCCCUGUAUGUAUCUACUUUUAAUGAUCUAUUCUCUCAUCAAUUUGAACGUUGUUACCUGGGGAACUCGUGAGGUACAAACAAAGAAAACGAAAGCCGAAUUGGAGGAAGAAAAGAAAGCGGCUGAAGAGAUUAAGAAGGGCAACCUGUUGACUUUUCUUAAUCUUAACUCAAAUGGUAAAGAUGAAGAUGGUUCAAUCGAAUUUAGUUUGGCAAAUCUUUUCCGUUGUUCUUUCUGUACAUACCCUAAGCCGAACGAUGAGAAGAUUCAUUUACUAAAAAUUGAACAACAUCUCAGUGAAAUGACGGAGAAACUUUCAAGCCUCGAGAAAUAUAUUGACCCUUUAACUGGAGUUAAACGAAAAGGUUCAUCGAUUGGUCGUAAUGCUCGAUUUUCAGACAAUUUAUCGACAGUGACGGAAGACGAGGAACAUGAAGACGCUGAAUCAAUCGGUUUAGGUUCUAACAGCGAUGAUAUGUCCAUCAAGGAUAUCGCUGAAGCAGAUGAACGCGAUGACUUGACUAAUCCAUAUUGGAUUGAGGAUAAAGAUCUAAGAGAUGGUGAGACUAAAUAUCUCGCCGAUAUUGAGGUCGCUUUUUGGAAGGAAAUGAUCACCAAGUAUCUUUAUCCAAUCGAUCAAGACAAAGAGCAUCAGGCUCGAAUUGCUGCUGAACUGAAAGAAUUAAGAAAUCGUGUUGUUUUCACAUUCUUUAUGUUAAAUGCUCUUUUCGUUCUCGUGGUACUUAUUCUACAAUUAAACAAGGAUAUUCUUCAUGUUGAUUGGCCUUACGGUGUCCGUGAGAAUAUUACAUUUGUUCCGGAAACAAAUGAGAUACGAAUCGAGAAAGAAUAUCUAGAAAUGGAACCUAUUGGUUUGGUGUUUGUCGGUUUCUUUGGAUUAAUUUUGGUCAUUCAAUUGGUCGGUAUGCUUUUCCAUCGUUUUGGAACAUUAUCUCACAUGUUGGCCUCCGUUAAUCUGUUCCAAACAAAACGUGAUGACAUUUCUGGUGAAGAUGAUCUGAAACGAAAUGCCAUUGAUAUCGCUCGACAAUUACAAACACUCAAAGGUUUAAAUGACGAGGAGAAUUCUGAAGAUGCAACUUAUGGAAUAGCUGGAAGAAAAACUAUUCAAAAGCUGGAGAAGCGCGCUAGACAAAAGCCUCGAACUGGAACAUUGGACGUUGCCUUCCGACAACGAUUCAUGAAACUUUCAGCCGCUCAACAAGAUGGAAUUGCAACGCCGAUUCUUGGAGGUAUCCGUCGUAAGGAAACACUUAAAGCAUUAGAACGCCGAAGUAAGGAAGUGAUGGGAGCGAAGUCUGAUGAUCACGGAAUGCAAACUCUUGGAAUCGCUAAUGAAUUUAUUCGUAAUAGAAAUAGAUCAACAUUAGAUUCCAAACAACGUCGACCACCAAAUCCAUAUGGAGCCAAUGGAAUGGUCAAUCAAGCCUUCGAUUUAUCUUCCGACGAGGAAAUUGGCCCUUCCAAAGUCGCUCUGUCAACGUAUAGAGGAAAUUCACGACAAAGUUUCAAUGGGAACUUAAGCCAUCAACUUUAGAUAUUUUAAUUAAUUAAUUACAAGAAAGUUGAAUUUUUAAAUCAACAAUUAAUUUGCCAAUUUUUCCAAGCCAAAAGCCGAUCGAAUACUCAUUUUAAUAACCACCACAAUAUUACAUCACCUCAAUCAAAUUUAUCAUCAUUGAUCGGUUAAAUUUAGAUGUUUAUUUUUUUUAACUCUCUCUCUCUCCCUCUCCCUCUUCCUCACUCUCACUCUCUAUUUAUCUCUCUGUACUUUAAAAGUUUCAAUUGUUUCGAUGGUUAAAACUAUUAAUACAAUUGCAAUUGAAUUAAGAGUAAAGAAGAUUGAAACAAGGAAACACUUUUCUUCUUCAUUUACAAUC